CUUAUUUCUCUUCUUGGUCAUCCAACGGCGCAUUUCUCCGUCAUUUCUAACAAAAUCCUUCGACUUGCUUUCCUAUUGUGCAUACAGCCAGUUUCGCUACUCAUUGAACUUGACACCUAAUGGAGUCUCUUCUCCAGCAAUCACGGGCGAUGUGCCCGUUUCUCAAGCGCACCUCUCCGACCUCUCUCCGUACGCUGGCAACGGCUACUCGCCCUAGCACCAGUUCUGGCGGAGGCACAAUGUCAAAUCUCCAGGUCAUUGCACGUCGCUGCCCUGUAAUGAGCAAGGCGUUGGCUGUGCAGAGUGCUCGCAUGGCUGGUACUAAGAGAUUCACCUCUUGUGCUGCCGGUGUGGCCGGUCUCGGCAUGAAGCAUUGCCGUUCUUCCCUUGGAAAGAGAGCAUUGCACUCGACCUCCGGCAACGGCGCAAAUGUGAGCGCUGAGAUCUACAAGAAUGCCCAGCGAGAGCACCCCGGCUUUUCCAAGAUCAAAAAUCCCUCCAAUGCAACCGUCGCCGCUACAUCUGGCCCUUGUCCAGAUGCCCCCGUGACGAGGCCAUUCAACUACGAUGCUUUCUACAACGCCGAAUUAGAGAAGAAGCACAAGGACAAGUCGUAUCGCUACUUCAAUAAUAUCAAUCGUCUCGCGCAGGAGUUUCCCCGGGCGCACACAGCAUCUGCUGAAGAACGUGUGACAGUCUGGUGCUCGAAUGAUUACCUUGGCAUGGGCCGCAAUCCUGAAGUGCUGGCCAGUAUGCAUAAGACUUUGGACACCUAUGGAGCUGGUGCGGGAGGCACGCGCAACAUUUCAGGUCACAAUCAGCAUGCCGUGGCGCUGGAAAACACCCUGGCCAAGUUGCACGGCAAGGAAGCUGCAUUAGUCUUCAGCUCGUGCUUUGUGGCUAAUGAUGCUACCCUCGCAACUUUGGGUAGCAAGAUGCCUGAAUGUGUUAUUCUGUCCGAUAGUUUGAACCAUGCAUCCAUGAUUCAGGGCAUUCGCCAUUCAGGGGCCAAGAAGAUGGUGUUCAAGCACAAUGAUUUGGUCGACCUUGAGACCAAGUUAGCAUCCUUGCCUCUUCACGCCCCUAAGAUCAUUGCAUUUGAAUCAGUUUAUAGCAUGUGUGGAUCUAUUGCGCCGAUUGAGAAGAUCUGUGAUCUCGCGGAUAAGUAUGGUGCCAUCACUUUCUUGGAUGAAGUUCACGCCGUGGGAAUGUACGGGCCUCAUGGAGCAGGUGUCGCAGAACACCUAGAUUAUGACAUCUACGCAUCUCAAGAUACAGCUAACCCGAGCAGUACUAAGGGUACUGUGAUGGACCGUAUUGAUAUCAUUACCGGUACUUUGGGUAAGGCUUAUGGAUGCGUCGGUGGGUAUAUUGCUGGAUCCGCUGCAAUGGUUGACACCAUCCGCUCCCUUGCCCCUGGCUUCAUUUUCACGACGUCCUUGCCGCCAGCUACCAUGGCUGGUGCAGACACUGCCAUCCAAUAUCAGGCUCGUCACCAGGGUGAUCGCGUCUUGCAGCAGUUGCACACCCGCGCGGUCAAGGCAGCAUUCAAGGAAUUAGAUAUCCCCGUGAUUCCAAAUCCCUCCCAUAUCAUUCCGCUCCUGGUCGGAGAUGCCGAGGUUGCCAGAAAAGCCUCGGACAAGCUCCUGGAGGAGCAUGGGAUUUAUGUGCAAGCCAUUAACUACCCGACCGUGCCUCGGGGUGAAGAGCGGCUUCGUAUCACGCCAACUCCUGGACACGUCAAGCAGCACCGUGACCACCUGGUGCAAGCCGUUCAAACCGUCUGGAACGAACUCGGCAUCAAACGCACCAGCGAUUGGGAAGCCCAGGGCGGUUUCGUCGGCGUGGGCGUUGAGAGCGCCGAAGCUGAGAACCAGCCGAUCUGGAAUAACGCACAGCUGGGUUUAAAGGAAAAUGAACCCGUUGAGGCUGCUGUGGAGCGUGAGUUUGCUGAGGCAGCCCCAACUGCCACCCAUGUGCAGACCGAAGCUCCCAUUCGUCCUGCGGCGUCUUCAAUCCCUGUGGAAGUAGCUGCUUGAAGUGGCUUAUUAAUGCGAGCUUCAAUUUUUUAUGGUGGAAUCAUUUAUACAAUGUUUAUAUAUUCCACGUCCACUCCUUGACUAUGUUCGCUGCUGUGCAUGAUAUACCUGGGCAUAAUUGGUAUUUGGACUGUUAGCUAGAAACUAGUCUGUUGUUACCAUGUGUGACUUGGUUCUUGAAAUUUGGCAUGCCGUCUACUUUAAAUUACAACUCAUCUCAUCUGUAGCUGCACAAUCUCAUAUAUACCUCCUCGCAGCUGUAGUCGGUUUAGUAAAAAGCCCAGUAUUUGAACUCCAGGUUCCUUCCGCCAAAUAUGCAUACAAUCCAUACGUACGGUAGUUAUACCGCAGCCUAAAGUAUAUAUCUGCUUCUUGGGACCUGGUACAUGUAAUUCUUAAUUAAAUACAGAUUAAUUUCUCUCCCAGCAACGUGGUUUUGUCUGUUUAA
Messenger RNA from Aspergillus alliaceus, 2487 nucleotides. It is a transcript of the gene hemA, whose product is annotated as 5-aminolevulinic acid synthase HemA. The coding region runs from base 120 to 2039 and encodes 639 amino acids. The record is from RefSeq and is a predicted model, not a curated record. Gene Ontology annotation, molecular function: 5-aminolevulinate synthase activity; pyridoxal phosphate binding. Gene Ontology annotation, cellular component: mitochondrion. NCBI's taxonomy places the organism in Eukaryota, Fungi, Ascomycota, Eurotiomycetes, Eurotiales, Aspergillaceae. Gene Ontology annotation, biological process: heme biosynthetic process. The transcript has a single exon.